Molecule: messenger RNA, 1371 nt
Organism: Insectozyma verbasci
Lineage: Eukaryota; Fungi; Ascomycota; Pichiomycetes; Serinales; Debaryomycetaceae
Source: the annotation of a GenBank genome assembly
AUGGAUGAGAUUCUUUCAAAUGUACCACUUAAAUCAAUAAAGUCAAAAGAAUUAGGAGACACUCGUUUUAUUACUUUCAAUGUAAAUGGGUUAAAAACAUUAUUUAAUUAUCAUCCAUGGAAUAAAUUUAAUUCUGAUUUAAAUGAAAUUUUUAAACUGUUACAAAGUGAUAUUAUAACAUUACAAGAAUUAAAAUUAACUGAAUCAUCAUUAAGUUCAUUAAAAGAUAUUGGACAUUUAAAAGAUUAUAAAUCAUUCAUAUCAUUACCUAGUUUAAAAAAAGGAUAUAGUGGAGUUGGACUAUUCGUCAAAAAUAAUAUAGGAGUGAUUAAAGCUGAAGAAGGUAUAACUGGUCAUUUAGCUAAUAAGAAGGGAGUUUCGUAUAGGGCAAAUAAUGGAAUUGGAGGAUAUCCCAACGUAUUAGAAGAAGAAGGAAUUUAUAUUGAUAGUCAAGGAAGAUGUGUAAUUAUUGAAUUAGUUGAUAAUCUGAUUAUUUUUGCCUUGUAUUGUCCUGCUAAUUCUUCAGGAACUGAAGAUGGUGAAGAAUAUAGAAUUAGGUUUCUAAGUUUAUUACUAGAAAGAUGUCAGAACUUGUACAAAUUGGGGAAAGAGGUUGUUGUAAUGGGUGAUAUUAAUGUUGCUAUCGAUUUAAUUGAUUCUGCUGAAGGUAUAAAAGGUAGAUUAAUGAGUAAUUUAAUAACUCAAUCUGAUAAUAAUUUUGAAAUUAUCAAUUAUGAAGAAUGUUGUAAGUUUAAAGAAUCAACACCAGCUAGGAAAUUAAUGAAUAAAUAUGUUAUACGAACAUUAUGGCAAGAUAUUUCAGAAAAAGAAGAAGGUGAACAAUUUUUAUAUGAUACUACUAGAUUUAUUCAAGGUAGAAGAAUGAAAAUGUAUACUGUUUGGAAUACAAUUAAAAAUUCUAGACUGAUUAAUUUUGGAUCCCGAAUUGAUCUAAUUUUAGCUACCGAAAAGUUGAUAGGUAAUGUUACUCAUUCAGAUAUCAUGCAGAAUGUACAGGGUAGCGAUCAUUGCCCUGUUUAUACUGAUUUCAAGUUGAAAUUAGAGGGGCCCAAUGAAAAUUUACCGUUUGAAGCCAAGAAUCAUUAUAAAUUAAAUAAAACAAGAGAUAUUAUGACAUUAUUUGGUAAGAAGAAAGAUUCAACACCACUGGAAGAUUCAAAUUCAAAUGAAACAACACCAAUAGAAACAGAAACACAAGAAGCAACUCCUGCAGAAUCAAAAUCAAAAGAAGAAUCAAUUCCAAUAGCUCCAGAACCAUCAUCUAAACCCAAAUUGGUUUAUAGAUCACGAAAAGAACCACCAAAGAAGAAACAAAAAGUCCUAAAUAUUCAAGAGUUUUACAGUAAAUAG